AUGGGUGGUUGUAUUGGCAUUGGAAAUAUGACACCUGGUUCAGAAUUUAAUUUUAUGAAUGAUCCUGAUGCAGCUCAUAUUGUUUUUACAUCUCCACAUGUUCCACGUCUUGUUAUGAUACCAUUAGAAUUAACACAUACUGUUUUAGCAACUCCAAAUAUUAGUGAACGUUUACGUUCAUUGGGUACCCCAUUUUCAUCAAUUCUUGAUCAUUUACUUCAUUUUUUUGCUGCAACUUAUAAACAAGUAUUUCAAUUUGAUUCACCACCAUUACAUGAUCCAUGUGCAGUUGCAUAUGUAGCUGAUAAAGAUCUAUUUGAAGAACAAAUGGUGCAUGUUGACAUUGAACGAACAAGUGAAUUUUGUCCAGGAAGAAGUGUUUGUGAUGUAUUUGAUAUGCAUCGAAAAGAAAAGAACUGUGUUGUAGUAAUGAAAAUUAAAGAAGUUGAGCAAUUUUGGAAUAUGAUGUUAGAAGCUAUUGAACAGGCAGAUAAGAAAAGUCCAGUUAAUCAAACUAAAUAA
Messenger RNA from Rotaria sp. Silwood1, 522 nucleotides. The record is from the annotation of a GenBank genome assembly. Lineage: Eukaryota; Metazoa; Rotifera; Eurotatoria; Philodinida; Philodinidae.